Calliphora vicina (urban bluebottle blowfly) is the source of this 2611-nucleotide messenger RNA. RefSeq names its product TBC domain-containing protein kinase-like protein. The transcript has 7 exons. The record is from RefSeq and is a predicted model, not a curated record. Gene Ontology annotation, molecular function: protein serine/threonine kinase activity; ATP binding. Gene Ontology annotation, cellular component: cytosol; phagophore assembly site; cytoplasm. Lineage: Eukaryota; Metazoa; Arthropoda; Insecta; Diptera; Calliphoridae. The coding region runs from base 44 to 2464 and encodes 806 amino acids. Gene Ontology annotation, biological process: protein autophosphorylation; autophagosome assembly; regulation of autophagy.
UGAAAUCAUCGUAAAUUAUAAACGUUAUAGAAAUUUACAUAAAAUGGUAAAUAAACAAGAAUCUGUUUUGGCUGCAAUAACAUUUUUUGCAAAAAUCCAUCCCGGUGAAGUUUGUGGCAGCAAUGGUUUGCCUUUAACACCUAAUUCUAUAGCCAUACUGGGUAGAUCCCAAAAGCUAAAGGAAUUCAAACAUCCAAACUUAUGUCAAUAUUUAGAUGUCAUUAGAGGCAAACAUGAAAGAACUAUUGUGGUCUCAGAAUAUCGAGGUUCUACUUUACAGGAUACAAGUAAAACUUCCCUUAACUUAGCCUUAAUAGUACGAAUAUUUUUUCAAAUAACCUCGGCUCUAAGGGAACUGGAUGCCCACAAAAUUGUAGCCCAUAAUCUGGAGCCAAAAAAUAUUCUCUUAGAUCAAUUUAACAACAUUAAAUUAUUUAAUUAUGGUUUGUACUAUAUGACAAAGGGCGGGGAAUAUGUUGCCUUUCCCAUUGGCAAUAUCAAAUAUAUGCCACCUGAACGUUUGCUGGGAGCAAAAAACAAUAUUAAAAGUGAUAUUUGGUCGCUGGCUAUGAUCGUAGCAGAACUCUUGUUGCACACAUCAUUUUGGCCAAAUUUGAAAAUCUCCGCUAUAUCACGUAAAAUACUCUCGUUUUGCCAAUCGAAUAAUGUUUUCGAAAAAAUCGCGCGGGAACAUGAUAAACUAGAGUUGUACCAGAAAUUGGAUGCCGAUGUACGUGAUUUGAUUGAACAAUGUUUAGCGGUUAGGCCAACAGAAAGACCAUUGCCAGAGCAACUCUUAAAUAGCUCAAUAUUUACAAAGAAUCUCAAUUUGUAUCAAAAUACACCCUUGGAAAAAUCUCCUACACUUUUGCUGCGCAUGCCGCUGGAACAAAUCUAUUAUUGGUGGCAACUAACUGGAGGCGAUGUUCAAUCGGAACUCAAAAAAGAAGGUCUCAUACGCAGUGAGGCUCCCAUUUUAUCCAUACCACAAGUUGUUUGUCUUAAUGGUUCAAUAGUGGGUCCAAAACGCAGUCAAUCGUAUUUAAUGGAUGAUCGUGUGGUGGUUUUAAAGUUACAAAAUCUUAUAGAUCGUUUAAGAAGAAUACCCGCUAUGGCUUAUUAUCCACUAAUACAUUCCCCAAAAUUUCCGUAUAAUUUUGGUUCAGGCAUGGACCAGUUACCACUGGUCAUACGUGAAAAAGAUAUUGAAUAUCAAUUCUAUAGAGUGAGAUUAUUUUCAAGAUUAUUAAAGGGUUAUCCUUAUACUUCAGAUCUAAUACGCAAGGAGGCCUGCAUUGAUAUACCGCCUUUAUUAAGAGGUCCCAUUUGGGCCUGUCUUUUGGAUGUUAUACCAAAUGGAAGCUAUGAAAAAAUAGACAAAUUUACACCCACCUCAACGGAUCGCCAGAUUGAAGUCGAUAUACCACGUUGUCAUCAAUACGAUGAAUUAUUAUCAUCGCCGGAGGGACAUCUCAAACUGAAAAGACUUUUAAAAGCCUGGGUAACCGCACAUCCCCACUAUGUGUAUUGGCAAGGAUUGGAUUCACUGACAGCACCAUUUCUCUACUUGAACUUUAAUAACGAAGAAUUGGCGUUCCACAGUGUUUACAAAUUUAUACCCAAAUAUUUGCAAUGGUUUUUCCUUAAAGAUAAUUCGGCCAUUAUUAAAGAAUAUCUAAGUAAAUUUUCUCAAUUGACAGCAUUUCAUGAACCAACGUUGGCACAACAUUUAGCAAAUAUAAAUUUUAUACCAGAACUAUUUGCUAUACCCUGGUUUCUAACCAUGUUUUCACAUGUAUUUCCCUUGCAUAAAAUUUUACAUUUAUGGGAUAAAUUAAUGCUGGGCGAUAAUUCGUAUCCUCUGUACAUUGGCAUUUCUAUACUAAAACAAUUGAAAACAACUCUACUUUCGUCGGGUUUCAAUGAGUGUAUUUUAUUGUUUUCCGAUUUGCCAGAUAUUGUUAUGGAAAAUUGUGUUGUCGAAUCACAAAAAAUGUAUGAGUCUACACCCAAAAGUGUAUCCCACCGAUUUCAUGUUUUAAGAGACCAAGAACUGGGACCAUUUGAUAUUACAACCGAUGUCACUUUGGCUCAUUUACAAAAGGAAAUGUGUCCACGUAUCAGUGCUAACGAUCUGACUGAUCUGUUGAGGCAUCAACCCCUUGAACUAAUGUGUUUGGAUAUACGCAGUACUUCUGAUUAUAAUCGUGUUCAUUUACCGAAUAGCAUUAAUAUACCGUACAAUAAUUUACAAUUGGAGGAGAAAUCAUUGGAGUAUCUGAACGUGCCACAAAUCGAAGAAAAGCUUCUCAAUCGUAUUAUUAUCUGCAUAAGCAAUAUUCAUGAAAAUGCUGUAGAAUUUUCAAAAUUUUUGAUCGAAUGUGGCAUACCACGCGUUUGCAUACUGCAUCAAGGUUUUAACAUAUUGCAUUCUAUAGAGCCGAAUAUCUUAGUAUCUAAUUAAUUACUUCAGAAAGAGUCUAGUUUAAUUUAUAUUUAAAGUAAAUUUAAUUUACAUUGUGUAUUGUUUGAAUAAUUAAUUAAAACCUAAAGUUUCUCUUUUGUAUGUUUGUUAAUUUAUUAAAAAAUUGUAUUAUUAAAUUGCGCUAAA